Messenger RNA from Lactuca sativa (garden lettuce), 1284 nucleotides. RefSeq lists its product as uncharacterized. The record is from RefSeq and is a predicted model, not a curated record. NCBI's taxonomy places the organism in Eukaryota, Viridiplantae, Streptophyta, Magnoliopsida, Asterales, Asteraceae.
CAUUAAAAUCAUAAGUACCAUCAGGAUUAGCAAAAGAAAUAUAGGACAUGCUAUGCAAUCUUUGACAAACCAAAGGACUAGAAUAUAACAUAAAAUUCUCAUAUUUCAAAGAGAUUUUGUUUCUGUAACCGAAUCCGGUUGGUAAGCAAGCAUGGUUGAAGAAGCAAAAGCAAUGCAGGCAUAUUUCUUACACGCAUCGCUUUUAAGUUUUAUCCCUCUCAAAAGCCCCUCCACUACACACACACACACACUAGAACAGACCCAAAUGGGUUGUUGUUUGACCACCCCCGCAACCACCAAUAAAACAGCCCACCGCCGUUUGGAUGAUUCCAAAAGUAGAAUCGAAGAACCAGCUACGCAUGCUACUCCGUCGCCACCAUUUGAAAAAGAGUCAGUCAAAGAAGUCCUCUCCGAAACUCCCAUCUCAAUAUCAAUACCAAUCAUCCAAACCACCACACAGAUUCUUCAUGAAAAUGACGCCGGCAAGAAAUCAAACCAAGAAAAUCAAGAAAAUGUAACUGAGAUGUCGGAGAUGUGUAGUUACAAUGACUAUGAGAGCUUAUCUGCUGCCACCACGUCCAAGGCGGCGAUGAUAGAUACAGAAAGAGAUGUAGUUGAAAUCGAAGAUGAUAGGGAAGUUACACAGAAAAUCAUUACGUCUCCACCACCCAAAAAGGUUCCCAGGAAACGGCCGGAGAAGUUCACCGGCGAGAUAUCCAAGGAGAAGGACGGAGGUAUCAGGCCACCACCUAGAAGGUUAGUAGCUCCUCCACCGAAGAAGAGAAAUCGGUUCCCGUCCAAUACAACGCCGACAACCCACCGCCACGGGUAUGUUGGACCAUCGGAUAUUGUCCGACGACGUCUCCGCCUUCCCGGUGAACGAUCAAGGUCGCCCGCGAUUAGGGGACUACGUCCGAAUACGAGAGAGGGAAGCCCUGCACCUGUAAAAAACUCCGGUGAUCAGAUAAUAGUGAAAUCCGAUGAUCUUGAAAGAAAUGUGACGGUGGUGAUGGUCGGUGUUCCAUCGGAGCUAGAGAAAAGUGAGUCGCUAGACCACCCGGUUGUUUCUAUGGAGUGCUUUAUUUUUCUUUAAACAGUAAAAGCAAAUAGGUGGUCAUCGUUUUGUUAUUUUUUUCCCGCUAUACGGUGUCGUUUGGCACAUCAAAAGAAUGGAUAUAGAGGUACGACCACAUUUUUCAUGAACCAUGAUUUUCUUUAAGAAAAUAUGUUAUGAUUUAUUGUAGUAAUUAUUUCUUUUUCUAAUAAAUCAUUGGCUUUCAAGUA